AUGGUUGUGCUUUUUUUGGAGUGGCGCAUGUUGGAUGGUGUUCCAGUUAGGACGCCGUCGACUCGCAAGCCUCUGGGACGUCUGGACAUGAUCGAAUGUGCGGUACUUGAACAGGACGAGUAUAUGAAACGUGUCGCUACAGGGCAAUGCCCGCCACAACCUACCAAGCGUGCGAAAAAUUAUCAUAAAAAGUUAGGCAAAUUAACCAGUGGCAAAUAUGAUUGGCGAAUGAAGAAGCGGAAGGAGGGCGUGAGGAAAGACUGGACGAGGAAGAAGAGACUGUUACUGAAGGCAGUUUUCCUGGGCAAGCAGGCAUUCUAUCGACUGCAGCUGCGCAGCGUCAACUACGAAUUUGAACUCAUCCAGGGCCUGUUUCUAGUGCUGGAGUGCCCGAAGAGAAAGAAAGAAAAGAAGGUGAUGUGUUUCCCAGUUAUUCAUUGCAGUUCGUUUCGCAUACUUCGAGAGUUUAAUUUCGCAGGUGCUAGUUUACAAAUUAAUUGUACAUAACG
This is a messenger RNA of Gongylonema pulchrum, 509 nucleotides long. The record is from the annotation of a GenBank genome assembly. Lineage: Eukaryota; Metazoa; Nematoda; Chromadorea; Rhabditida; Gongylonematidae.